AUGGCGACAGAAUCUCAUCGGAAAACUCGAUUCCCUGCUCCAGGCCGGGCAGGGAGCCGCCUGACCGAUCAGGAAGAUCCCAACGCCAAACGACAGACGCUAUUUCCUGGGGGCAUGAGGAUACGGACGCUCUCCCUUUUAGAGUCGAAUAAGUCGCCCGUCAAAUCAAAUAUAGAAGGCAACGCGCUUCAAAUUCUGUCACGAUCUGUGAAAGUUAAUCCGCCUAAUGCGGUACCAACAAGACCACCACCGGAAAUGAAGAUCAAGAACAGGAGACCAUAUCAUCCUUCUGGCCUUCACACACUGACUCCGUGGGAUACGUAUAAGGCUCUUCGUCCUCUGCAGCGCGGGGGUGAAGUCACGGCAGCUUGUGCGCGGACAGACCCGAGCAGGAUGGUAACAAUUAAGAAACUCUCUCUUAGUCAAUUUCAAGAGUUUAGAAGUUGCCAACAUGAGAAUUUGCUCGUAAUCAUAGACGGGUACCGAGCCGAAGACCAAAUAUUUGUCGUUACCGACUAUACGGUUUCUACUCUCAAGUAUAUCAUUGCCAUAGCCCUCCCGCUGGAAGAACUCCACGUCUUCGAAGGAAUGCAGUACCUGUCCGAAUUUGGUAUUACGCGCAAUAAGCUCGACAGUUCAAGCGUCUUGUUUUUGUCAGACGGAUGCGUAAAAUUAGGUGUGUUGGAUGAAAUCGCGUUGCUACACCGGCUAAAGAAUAUUCAAGCAUACUUUGAUGAAUGUGAAUCCGCAGAUCCCGCGUCGGCUCGUUCGCUCGGGGUCAUUGCUAUGGAAAUGAUGCAGAAUAAUAUCCCUCCUGCGACAGAGAAGUUGGUCUUGAAUAACCCUGACCAGUGGUCUGCAGAAGCGUCCGACUUUCUAGACAUUGCUUCUUGGGCCACAUUAAAAGAGAUCCAGAAGGUUCGAGACCUCUAUUUUGCUUAA
Molecule: messenger RNA, 942 nt
Organism: Venustampulla echinocandica
Lineage: Eukaryota; Fungi; Ascomycota; Leotiomycetes; Helotiales; Pleuroascaceae
Exons: 2
Coding region: 1-942 (313 amino acids)
Source: RefSeq, a predicted model, not a curated record